GGCAAGUAAGGAACCUGCAAGGGCACAAGGAUUAUAAGCGAGAUAUUAUUAACAGUGGAGGUUGCCUUCACCUCAGCAGCACGAUCACGGAGGAAGAAGAAAUAUAUUAAGAAGCCACUAUCGUCUCUACAUUGAAGACAAAAUGGCAGCCGCCAGCUUGUCCAUGCCUGGUUCGAGGAGCCCGAUGCUUGGGUCGGAUGACUAUAGUCUUUACAGUGGCUUGUCAGAAGAUGAGCUGAUUGAGCUGGCUGUUGAACACAGCCUGGCCGAUGCCUACACCUCAGUUACCAGAACAGUCUCCGCCAAAACAUCUGCUUUUCAGAAUGGGCCUGCAUGGAACCCGCCUAAGUCAAACCCAACCUUCACAGGAAGCAGCCUUCCAGGUCCACAUAAUGCCUCUAUGCCAACCACUUUUCCUGUCCUGCAACAGAACCAACAUUGCAAAGAAACGACUGUACCUGAGCAAAGUGCGCUAUCGGAUGAUGCCACCUGGAGCCAUUCCUACAUCACAGACAAUGGCCAACGAUGUGUAGCAUGGAGAAGAUACAACGGCUCUAUGUAUAUCACACCAUCUGAGCUUUUGGACCCUGUUGUCGAAGCAAUCAAGCAGGGUGCAGCAGAGACUCUGAUUCAAAUGUCAUGGAAGGGGAAAAGUCUAGCAAAACCAGACAAGCAGGGGUGGACCCCCCUUCAUGAAGCUGCCUAUUAUGGCCAAGAGAAAUGUCUCAAGGUCAUAUUGAAGGCCCACCCUGAGCUGAUCGACAGCCGCACCCUUCGACAGCAGACCCCUUUGCUCCUGGCUGCAGCAGCAGAUCAAGUGCGCUGUGCACAGAGCCUGCUGCAGAGAGGGGCAGACCCCAACAUACCCAACAAGAAUGGAGAGACCCCCCUUUACAAAGCUUGUGAGCAAGAGAAUGUGGAAACUGUGGCACUGCUCCUGGACCAUGGAGCCCAGGUGAACAGGACCUGUGUCCAGGGCUGGACGGCUCUCCACGAGGCUGUGUGCCGCAACAAUGUGGAGAUAUGUAGGAUGCUGGUGAAUGCUGGUGCCAAGCUCAACGCCCGCAACAUGUACGGCAUUACCCCGCUCUUCAUCGCAGCCCAGAGCGGACGCGUGGAAACCCUCCUCUUCCUCAUCAAGAAGGGUGUGGAUAUAGACAACCAGGCAAAUGAUGGGGCUACAGCUCUGUAUGAGGCCAGUAAGAAUGGGCAUGAAGAGAUUGUGGAGCUCCUUCUGUCUCAGAAUGCAGAUGCUAACAGAGCAUCUAAAUGUGGGUUCCUGCCCCUGCACAUCGCUGCCCAGCGUGGACAUGAGGAAGUUGUGUCACUGCUCAUCCCAGUCACCAGCAAGUCUGAUAUACGGGGCAGUGGCAUCAGCCCUCUCCACUUGGCAGCUGAACACAAUGAGGAUGAUGUCUUGGAGGUCCUGAUCGAGGCGGGCUACGACGUCAAUUUCAUGCUGUCACCUGACCGCUCCAAGAUGUAUGAGGACCGUCGGAGCACAGCGCUCUACUUUGCAGUCUUCAACAGUAACAUCGAAGCCACCACCAUGCUACUGGAAGCUGGCGCUAACCCCAACAGGGAUACAUUCAGCCCACUGCUAGUGGCUCUGAGACAGGGCUGCAUCCAGACGGUCACCCUCCUGGUGGAACACGGUGCAAAUGUGAACGCCUGUGUCCCCACCCACCCCACAUCUUUCCCUGGCACUGUCAUGUUCUGCAUGAAGUUCCUGUCCCUGCUCAAGUACCUGAUGGACAAUGGCUGUGACGCCCUGUCCUGCUUUCAGUGUCCCUACGGCAGCAAGCCUCACCCUCCCAUCAAGACAACCUGUGACCGGAACAGCCUGGAUGACAGGACUGAAGAAGAGACUCCCAAUAUGCCUCUGCAGUUCUGUGAGAUAAUUUCUGCACCAGAGAUCUCUCGCUGGGCGGGACCCGUUAUUGAUGUACUGCUUGAUUACGUGGGCAAUGUACAACUCUGUGCCAGACUCACUGAACAUCUGGACAGCUACGAGGACUGGGCAGGCAUCAAGGAGAAAUGCGCUCUUCCAUGCUCCCUGAUGCAUAUGUGCAGACUGAUGAUUCGCAAACAAGUGGGAACUGUGAGGCUCAACCAGCUGAACACCCUACCUCUCCCAGAACGUUUAAUCAAGUACAUAUCUAUGGAUCGCUUCCAGGCCUGUUAGACACCAGCUGCUGUCUAGCCAAAAAAUGGUGCAUGUUGCAGUCCAGUUUUGUGUGGUAUAUCUUACAUUGGACUGUCAGCCCAAUUUAGACAUUUACUUUGCCUCAUUAUAUAUGUGUGAAAAUACUGGCUGUGAAUUUUACAUGCAUUUGGCAGCAACAUUUGGCAAAAGAAUACAAACAUGAAAGCAUGUCCUAGUGUUUAACAACCAAUCAUUCAGGUGCAGACCUUUUUUGUUAUUGCAAACUUUGCACAGGUUUAUCUGUAUUUUUAUAUAUUCAGUUGUACAAGCCUUUAUAUUAUGAAGGAUAAGUCUUAACAGACAGUUAGGACAGCUGACCACUGGCUUUGGUGAAUAUUUUACUUAAUCUUAGUAGCUGCGUAAAAAUUGUGAACAUGCUCCAAGGUUUGGUUAAAGUUAACAGAAUGUUUUGAAUAGCGAGAAAAGAUUAUUUCUAAAAUUGGUUUAGAAAUAUGUGUUUGAGUAAUGAGUGCCUCAUUAAUUUUCAUUAUUUCUUUAACCAGACAUGUGAAUUGUAAAUUCAUUCAUCCAAUUUAAUUGUAUGUAAGGGUGUUGAACAAUGCAUUACUGUAUAUUAUGGAGUAACA
This is a messenger RNA of Conger conger (European conger), 2793 nucleotides long. RefSeq names its product ankyrin repeat and SOCS box protein 2-like. Gene Ontology annotation, molecular function: protein binding; RNA binding; RNA nuclease activity. The transcript is spliced from 10 exons. Lineage: Eukaryota; Metazoa; Chordata; Actinopteri; Anguilliformes; Congridae. Gene Ontology annotation, biological process: RNA processing; intracellular signal transduction. The coding region runs from base 143 to 2185 and encodes 680 amino acids. The record is from RefSeq and is a predicted model, not a curated record.